Messenger RNA from Prunus armeniaca (apricot), 573 nucleotides. NCBI's taxonomy places the organism in Eukaryota, Viridiplantae, Streptophyta, Magnoliopsida, Rosales, Rosaceae. The record is from the annotation of a GenBank genome assembly.
AUGAUGAACGGUAGGCACCAAAACAAAUUCGCAUGGAAGCCGAACCUCGGCGUCAAAAUCAACGAAACGGAGGUCGGAGGCCGGUUCAGGCCGCUGUCGGAGAUAACGGGGGUUUGCCCUCGCUGUAAGGAGCAGAUCGAAUGGAAACGCCGUUACGGCAAGUACAAGACCCUAACGGAGCCAACCAAGUGCCAACGUUGUACCAAGCGCGCCGUUCGUCAGUCUCACCAUAAACUCUGUUCUGCUUGUGCCAAGGAACAAGGUGUUUGUGCAAAGUGCUGUUGCCGUGUCGAACGCAUCGUUGGAAAAGACCCUUCGGAAGUGGAAGCUGAGCAAAAAAAGCUUCAGGAGGCCAUAAAAAAUGCUCGAGAAAGAGAUAGGAGGACUCUGAUACGUGCGAUGAACGCAGGCAAAGCUACUGGUUUAGCGAAAGCGGCAACCGACAAAGAUGACAAGGCUGGGGAUUUGUUCCCCUCUGCAUCACUUGAAGAAUAUGCAGAGGCAAGCAGAGAUGAUAAUGAUGAUGAUGAAGAAGGUGAAGAAGAAGAAGAUGAGGACCGUGUUUGUAAUUAA